AUUUUACCAAUAAAUACAAUAUUUUGCCACUAGCUAAGCAGAAAAAAAACAAGCAAAAUGAAAGAUUUACGUGUACUAUUUUUGCUUAUAACAUUUUUCCAAGCAAUUUACUCGGCCUCUCCAAACCAAAAAAUUGCAAAUGGAGUUAUAGUCAGUGCCGAAGAUUUCCCUUAUUACGUAUAUGUAGCUUCACCGUAUGGACCAGAUGAAGAAGGCAUGUGUGGAGGAUCUCUUGUAUCGCCUAAACACGUUUUAACAGCUGGACAUUGCCUUAUUCAUAAGAAAUUAAACUGUAGAGAACCCGAAUACGUACAGGUCAGAUUGGGAAGUAACCAAUAUUCAUCCAUGACCUCCUAUAAUGUCCUAAAAUGGAUCAUCCAUGACACAUAUAGAAAAGACUGUAUGACAGGGUUUUUGAAAAGUGAUAUUGCUCUCUUAACUCUUUUAACAAAUAUAGAAAUGUCAACAACUAUACGCCCGAUUUCACUACCUCCACAAUCUGCCACACUUAAGAAAAUAGAAGGUUCCAGCGCUGUAGUUUGCGGUUUUGGUUAUGACGAAAAUGGCAAUGUGCCAGAAUAUCUUAAAGCCGUAAAUGUAAUAAUUGGAGAUGAACGGUUUUGUAAACAAAAUAGGGCGAAGCGUUAUGAUAGAAUUUGUGCCAGAAUUCAAAAUAAGAAAACUGACUGUGGAGGAGAUAGUGGCGGACCAUUAGUUAUAAACAAUACGUUAUAUGGUAUUGUAUCUUCUGGGCCAAAUGUAAAAAAAUGUACAGACGCAACUUAUAGUAUAUAUACCAGUGUUAUUUAUUAUAGAAAAUGGAUAUUGGAACUUAUAGGUAAAGAAUAAAUAAAAGUUAUUUUCCAGUUUUUCGUAUUUCCGGAUAUGUAUAUAUAUAUGCACUACUUAUGCUAUAAUAAAGAAUAUUAUAGUUUA
Anthonomus grandis grandis is the source of this 936-nucleotide messenger RNA. Its product is annotated as chymotrypsin-like. The transcript has 4 exons. NCBI's taxonomy places the organism in Eukaryota, Metazoa, Arthropoda, Insecta, Coleoptera, Curculionidae. Gene Ontology annotation, molecular function: serine-type endopeptidase activity. Gene Ontology annotation, biological process: proteolysis. The record is from RefSeq and is a predicted model, not a curated record. The coding region runs from base 58 to 849 and encodes 263 amino acids.